Molecule: messenger RNA, 2076 nt
Organism: Ananas comosus (pineapple)
Lineage: Eukaryota; Viridiplantae; Streptophyta; Magnoliopsida; Poales; Bromeliaceae
Product: scarecrow-like protein 1
Exons: 4
Coding region: 183-1871 (562 amino acids)
Biological process (GO): regulation of DNA-templated transcription
Cellular component (GO): nucleus
Molecular function (GO): sequence-specific DNA binding; DNA-binding transcription factor activity
Source: RefSeq, a predicted model, not a curated record
CUCAUCUCUCUCUCUCUCUCUCUCUCUCUCUCUCUCUCUCUUGUCCAACACAUGUCUUGUUCGUAAUCAGCAGAAUGGUUUAGAAACAGGAGACGUUGAAUAUACAAGUGUUGACGACUGACUACAUAACAGAGGUGGGACUUGAAUACAGAAAAUAUUGAAUCGCCUUGUAAUAUACAAUCAUGUCUUUAAUAAGCUCAGCAGAUCCUUCUGCAACUCCCUACGUUGAUUCCAAUUUCUACGCACGUAGAAACAACGGUGAUAGCUCGGGCUUUUCCAUGAAAGCAUUCAAUUCAGAUGAGCAAUUUUUCCAUUAUGGCCCUGACUUUUCUGGGAUUUACAGUCAAAAGUACUUCACUGGUUCUCCCACUGUAGCGAAUGUUAAUCCCCUCGUAUCCUCGCCUUCAAUUGAUGAAUCUCUGUUCCAUCCGAUGGCUAAUACCCAAUCUCCUGCUUAUUUGGAUCAUCCUGAUUCAUCUCUGAGUUCCGAUGUUUCUCAUCAGAGUUCGCAUUCCUUAUCGGAUCAUCAAAUUCUAGAGAACUCCAUAGACUUUCCGGAAGAAGAAAUGAGAAUAAAGCUCUAUGAACUCGAGCAGGUGUUGCUGAAUGAUAAUGAUGAAAUAGAAGAAGAACACUUGGUUAUUGAAGAUGAUUGGUCUGAGCCAAUUAAGAACCUCAUGCUCACAAACUCCCCAAAAGAAUCCUCGUCGGACUCAAGCCUGAGCUGUACGGGAGAAGCACGGACACCGAAGCAGCUCCUUUUCGACUGUGCAGCUGCUAUAGCAGAAAACAGAAUAGAAGAAGCGGAAAUCAUUAUAACGGAGCUUAGGCAAGCGGUCUCAAUACAAGGGGAGCCACAUCAAAGGCUUGCGGCUUAUUUGGUAGAAGCCCUUGCAGCGAGGAUAGCGUCUUCAGGACGAGGCAUUUACAAAGCACUUAAAUGCAAAGAACCUCAGGGCAAUGAUCGACUUGCGGCAAUGCAGGUUCUAUUCGAGGUGUGCCCAUGCUUUAAAUUUGGUUUCAUGGCGGCGAAUCACGCAAUCCUUGAAGCGAUUAAAGAUGAGGACAGGCUUCACAUCAUAGACUUUGAUAUUAACCAAGCAAGCCAGUACAUAACAUUGAUACAAAUGAUGCAAUCUCUCAUGGCUCAAAGGAAAAAGCCUUUUCGCAUGAGGAUAACUGGAGUGGACGAUUCCGAAUCGGUGCGGAGGGCGAUCGGAGGGCUGGGAAUUGUUGGUAAGCGGCUUGAGAAGUUAGCGGAGGAUUGUGGGGUUUUGUUUGAGUUUCGGGCAGUGGCAGCUAAGAUUGGGGACGUGACGCCUGAAAUGUUGGAUUGCCGGCGUGGCGAGGCCGUGGUCGUGAAUUUUGCCUUUCAGCUUCAUCACAUGCCGGAUGAGAGCGUGUCAACGGUGAAUGAGAGGGACCGGCUUCUGCGAAUGGUGAAGGGCCUCAGACCAAAACUUGUGACCAUGGUCGAGCAGGAUGCAAACACAAAUACUGCGCCAUUUUUACCAAGGUUUGCGGAGGUUUACAAUUAUUAUUCAGCCGUCUUCAACUCACUUGAUGCAACCCUUCCAAGGGAGAGCGCCGAUAGGAUAAAUGUGGAGAAGCAGUGCCUUGCGCGUGAGAUUGUGAACAUUGUGGCGUGCGAAGGCACUGAUCGUAUAGAGAGAUAUGAAGCUGCUGGAAAGUGGAGGGCGAGGAUGACGAUGGCGGGCUUUGUUUCAUGCCCAUUCAGUUCAAAUACUAGUGGAGCUAUAAGAGCACUAGGAAAGUCGUACUACGACUAUUUUGCGGUUAAGGAGGAGAACGGCGCGCUUUACUUCGGUUGGGAGGACAAGAUUCUGGUCAUGGCUUCAGCAUGGAAAUGAACCGGUAGAGUUGUCUCUAGUGUUGUGUAAAUGUGGAUUGAAAUUCUAAAUUUAAGUUGUACCUAAUUACUAACCCAAAUUUGACUUGGGUGUCCUGUUGAUUAAGAUCCUGAGUUUAUUGUACUAAUCAUAAUAAUAUCUUGUUGUAUAAGUUAAUGCUUAGGUAAUUCCGCGACGAAAUCGUGUUGAUCUAGUCUUCUUGAAA